UUUCAUGCAUUUUAAAUGUUACAAAGUGGACUUUGGAAUAAAAAAUUGUAAGCCAGUAAGACAUAAUAAUUGUUAUGAAAGCCUCAAGGUAUGUUAUCCACGAUGCAAACAUCUAACGGUUUUCUUGAUACCGACAGAGCUUGUAUAAGUUGAUACAGCCUUAUGGUAUAGUAGUAAUAAAAAAUCAUAUUUCAUAAAAAAAAUCUAUAAUAUACAUUUAAAAUACUAUUAAAACUAAAACAUAUUUAAGUUACGGACUGUUUUUUGAAAUGUUUUACUCAAAUUUCUUUAUAAAGGUGUACCUAAUUUAUAAUGACUGGCUAGAAAUAGCUAAUAGUUGUGUAGUUUUUUUUAAACAAGUAUUGCUAAAUUUCCUUUGGCCGUUUAAAUUAUUCAAAAUUCACUGGGAAAAUGGCAACGGCGGGCGAUCAAAAUAAAGAAUCAGCGUUUGUUCUGGUUUUGUAUCAUUUUCGCGUCCAACCAAAAGCUACUGGCCCAACUUAUGCGCUCCAACAGCCUUUUGCUACUUUAUGGGACAAUCUGAUAACUGUACUUUGGUCAGUGUAUGGCAAAGGGUCGAAAAUACAAAUAGGUAUAAAUCAACUUCAGUGGGCUUUGGAGUUCAUGAAAUGUAUGAAAAUUGACUAUGGGUACCCAGAGAGUAUAGAAAAAAUUGUAAAUGAGCUCGAAGAUCGAUUAAUAUCACUGUAUGCAAAAGUAGGCCAGAAACUUGCCGAAAAUAACGAGAGAAAAAAAACCGAAGAAGAAAAAGCGCAAAAUGAAAAAUCAGAAACUGAUGCUGCCAACGCUGAUGAGUCGAGCAAAAUAACAUCUUACAAUGAAAAAGACAUAAUAAGUAAAUUGGAAGGUCUGAAAUUGCCACUGGACCCAGAAACGGGCGAGAUAAAGUAUUUGACGACGUUAAAUUCUUUAGGCAAAAGGAAAUCAAAAGCCGACGAUUGCCCAAAUGACAAGAAAGAUUCGAAAAAUUCUCUGAACAAAGACUAUAUGAUUGGGGCAUUGAAAAAAGUAUUGACUAAGCCAGCGGAUGAUGCUAAGAACGAAGUCGAAGAGCUUAUUAAACAAUUGGAGGUCAAGUCAUCAGGAAAACCAAAAUAGUUGUUUAUAAAGUAUUAUUUUACUAACGUAAUAAAUAUUAAUUUGUUUAUAC
Messenger RNA from Adelges cooleyi (spruce gall adelgid), 1171 nucleotides. RefSeq lists its product as uncharacterized. The record is from RefSeq and is a predicted model, not a curated record. NCBI's taxonomy places the organism in Eukaryota, Metazoa, Arthropoda, Insecta, Hemiptera, Adelgidae. Bases 412 to 1119 code for a protein of 235 amino acids. The transcript has 6 exons.